UUCAGAAUAAGUUUCAUCUCACACUCGCGAAACUUAUUGCGUAUUUUUCAACCUCAUUCGCAAAAAAGUAUUUAAUAUUUUACAUUAAUCGAAUUUAUUUUAUCAUGGCAUCUUUGGGUAAUGAAAAUAAACAAGAGGUGUCCGAUUUAGCCGAACCAGUACGAAAUGGUGAAUCAUUACCAACACCACUUCCUCCGCCGGAGUACUUAGCUCCUACCAUUGCUACAGCUGCAUUAGCCGGGGGGGAGCAAGGAGGACGCGCCCUCCUCUUGGAAAAUGGAGUUUCCGACCCCGAUCACACUUUUGCGGACAAAAGCCUUACCUUUGAUGAUCAAACGAUUCGAAAAGGCUUUAUCCGGAAGGUUUUCGGCAUUGUCCUGGUGCAACUACUCUUCACCUGUGGCAUCAUCGCUUUCUUUAUUUUCCACCAACCCACGAAGAGGCUUGUCCAGAGGUAUCCCCAAGUAAUGCUGGUGGCCGCAGUCAUUAACAUCAUCGUCCUGAUCAUGAUCAGCUGCUUCGAAACUUUCCGCCGCAAGCAUCCUGUCAACUUGAUUUGCCUGUCCAUCUACACCUUCACCAUGUCUGUGCUCCUGGGAGUCGCUUCCAGUUUCAUGGACGCGAACGUGGUACUCGCUGGUGUGGGAAUUACCGCGAUACUGGUGACCGCACUGUCCCUGUACGCCAUUCAAACGAAAUACGAUUACACCGCAGCUCGGGGAGUCUUUUUAACUAUUCUAAUCGGUUUUAUUGUCAUUGCCUCGAUGGAGAUUUGGAUACCCAGUCUCGUUACAAACCUUCCAAUCGCCUGUCUAAUGGCCAUAUUCUCGUGCUUUUUCCUAAUCUACGAUCUGCAGAUGAUUAUCGGCGGUAAUCACAUGUACUCGUUCAAUCCGGAGGAGUACGUGUUCGCCGCCCUGACCCUAUACGUUGACAUCGUACGUAUUCUCGUUUAUGUUCUCAGGAUUCUCCAAAGAUUCAAUUAGAGCAUUUUGGCUUCCAGUUUUUAUAUACGAAAGUAUUAUGUAACUAUGCAUUUUUAUUUGAAACUCAAUGUGCCAUGUCACGAAAGAAGAGUGAUUACAUUAAAUGUAACUGCUUGAUAACCGACGAAAAUCAAAAACAGGAUUUUAUACUAUUUGUAAUUCAGAAUUUUAUUAAUUAACUUAAGUUUUUGGCUCAUCUCGGUCUAAAAUAUUACAUUAUAUUUGUAUGUUUUACGUUUUAAUGCUGUAUAUGCGUGUGUAUGUGUGAGUAACUAUAAAAUACAAUCACAAAAUGUA
Molecule: messenger RNA, 1283 nt
Organism: Drosophila bipectinata
Lineage: Eukaryota; Metazoa; Arthropoda; Insecta; Diptera; Drosophilidae
Product: protein lifeguard 1
Source: RefSeq, a predicted model, not a curated record